UUUUAUGUGACAGCGUUAGUUAUCGCUUCCUAAAUUUUGAACAGAUAGCAUAGAUCAAGGGUAGUGUACAGUGAGAGAAAGAAAUUGAUAAAGUAUUCACUUAUACCCGAUGGGACUGUUAGGUAGCCAGUUAUUUGUGAAACAGGUGAGCACACCAGCGCAUCAACAACCCUUAACAUACCAAUAAUCCACAACGGGAAGACAAACAGUAUGGGGGAGAUGAAUGACUUAGUGUUGCAAACAAUCAUUUUUGGAGUCGUCGUGUUAAUGAUGUCUGUGGGUCAAUGUCUAUGGUGUCAGAUGGACCGGCAAAGAGAUACAGAAGAGAAGAAAAAACGGAAUACCGAAGGGAAUGAAACAUCUCAGGCAAAACCAACUGAAAAAAAGCGAGCAAAAUUGUACACGACAGACAGCGAAAACGAUAAAAAUGCACCAGAUUUGUUGAACAAAGAACGGACUCAACGGCAAGAUCAAAUUCAGCGUCAACGAUCACAUGAAGCAAGCAAACAGAUGCUUUUUGGUGUUUACUGCAAUGUGGUAUCUACGCUUGAAGAAUACGAAGCACGAACAAACAGGGGUACAACGAUGCCGAAAUCAAAUAUAAACUUGCCCGAUCAGUCGAGAAAAACGCUUAAAGAUGUCAGAUGGAAUGUUCAAACGCAACUGUUGGUGUUUGAAGAGCAAAGCAAAGCAUGUCCAACCGAGGUAAAACAUGAAGUAAACAAAACGUUGAGAAAGAAAACACUAAUAUGGGCUGCAGUGAGGGAGGAAAAUAAAUUAGAAAUAGAGGAUACAGAUUAUUUCAUAUGUCAGCUGUAUGAAAUUCUUGUCAAAGGAAAGACUCGCCACGCAUUUCUUGACAAACCAAGGAAGCCUACUUCAUACAAAACAAUACAAGACACAAUACCCAUUAUUAUGAUAGGAAAACAUAACACCGCCAUGUUAGAUGAAACAUUUAAGAAAGAUCCCAAAACGAUUGCUUCUAGUCCAAUGACAAGAACUGCUUAUACAGACGACGCUUUUAAGCUAGGUGCAUGCCGUCUAAAACGUAUAAAGCAUGGUUUGAGUCAAGACCUGAACAAAGAUGUGGAAGAUUUCGAACGAGAGGGGCCCGAUGACUUAAAAUAAACGAAGCUGUGUUAUUGUCAAAAUUGUGAUUGUGUUAGUUCUGUCCUUAACUGUUUAUGUUUUGCGCUUUCCAUGUGUAUUAUUGUACAUUUUUAUGGGUUUUGGCAAACCAAUCGACCCAUAUAAUGCUUGUAUAAAGGUCCAGGAAUAACAGGAAUGUACAUAUAAGUAAAUGUGAUUUC
This is a messenger RNA of Dreissena polymorpha, 1310 nucleotides long. RefSeq lists its product as uncharacterized. The record is from RefSeq and is a predicted model, not a curated record. The coding region runs from base 211 to 1128 and encodes 305 amino acids. NCBI's taxonomy places the organism in Eukaryota, Metazoa, Mollusca, Bivalvia, Myida, Dreissenidae. The transcript has 8 exons.